Messenger RNA from Aspergillus glaucus CBS 516.65, 746 nucleotides. Its product is annotated as cytochrome b-c1 complex subunit 6 family protein. Gene Ontology annotation, biological process: mitochondrial electron transport, ubiquinol to cytochrome c. The transcript is spliced from 3 exons. NCBI's taxonomy places the organism in Eukaryota, Fungi, Ascomycota, Eurotiomycetes, Eurotiales, Aspergillaceae. Bases 1 to 465 code for a protein of 154 amino acids. The record is from RefSeq and is a predicted model, not a curated record.
AUGGGUAUCACCGACUAUUUCUCCGACAUGAUUUCCUCCCUGGGUUUCCCCGAGGCCCAGGCUGAGGCUCCCGCCGAGAACGUCGAGCAGUCCAACGACCAGGAGGCUGAGCCGGAAGAGAAGUCCGCUGAGAGCACCGAGGAGCCUGCUGAGGAGGAGCCUGAGCAGGAAGAGGAGAAAGAAGAGGAGGGGGAAGAGGAAGAGGAAGAGGAAGAGGAAGAGGAAGAGGAAGAGGAGGAAGAGGAGGCCGAGGACAUCAAGCCCCAGCUGGAGGAGGAGUGCGCCAACUCCUCUCAGUGCGCUCCCUACAAGCACCACUACGACGAGUGCGUCGAGCGUGUGACCCGGCAGCAGGAGGACGAGGACUACAAGGGUCCCGCUGAGGACUGCGUUGAGGAGUUCUUCCACCUCACCCACUGCGCUACUCAGUGUGCCGCUCCCAAGCUCUUCAAGACCCUCAAAUAAGCGACUCCGAAUGCCCGCUACGUUUUCUCUUAAUGGUUUCGAACGCCGAACUGAUGUUGACGAACGAAUUAUCCGGGAUAAAGACAUGAAGAGGAAUACGUGGGAGCAGAAGUCAAUUAAAAAAGAAAAAGCAUAUCAUGGAUGGCUGCGAUGCGCUUUUGAAUUGUUCUACCCUUCCUGUGUCAGCCUGCCGUUAAAACACCUUAGCAUUGGCCGCGAUUGAACGGUUGUCGCGGCUUCUGUGUAUUGUUAGGAUGGGAUGAUAGACAUGUCCUUUACCC